Cyanistes caeruleus (blue tit) is the source of this 6515-nucleotide messenger RNA. The record is from RefSeq and is a predicted model, not a curated record. NCBI's taxonomy places the organism in Eukaryota, Metazoa, Chordata, Aves, Passeriformes, Paridae.
CCCGGCUCGCUCGGAGAGACAGGUAGAAAGGGGGAACCCAGUGCUCAUUUACCGCUCCCGAAUGCGAGCUGCAGGCCCCCUCGGAAGGGUCUCCUUUAGCAGGGACUGACUUUACCGAGGGAGACACCGUCAUUCUUCUGGAUUUGCCCAUCCUGCCCUGACAUGGUCCAUGCAUCCUCUGGAGAGGACGCUUCUCUUCUUAACACCCUGUCCCUGGAGACAUCCCCGCACUGCUCUGCAUCCAAUUGACUGUUGUCUCUGGUGCUCCAGGAACAGCCAGCCUUCACACAGCAGCUUUUGAAAAAGAGUAUCUGACUUGCUGCCUCUAAGAUGCCCCUCAGUUUUGUCUUCAGAGGGAGAUACAUGGUCCAAGAUACUUUCUCAGGACUAACAGAUCCGUGUCUGUGCAAGACUGAUGCUCUGCGUGUCCUUCUGGAAUAUCUCCUGACUUCCCACACAUGCAAACCAUCUCACUUUGGCACCAGGAGUUUGCUGCUGGAGACUGCUGCUCCUUCCCUCCCUCCUGUUCCCUGAAGCCUAGACUCUUCUCCAUUUCUUCCAUCACCAUGGCCUGUGGAAGAUCCCUGAGUGCAAGUUGCUGCUGGGAAAAACUGAGGUAGAACUGAAAUGGAGGACUGAGGAGCAAGCAAUAUCAUUCACCAGUUAGCAUGAUCUGGGAGAGUGUGCGUUGUCCUUGCCUGGUGCUGUCAGCACUGCCCUUCUUGAAGAGACGGACUUCAUCCUACCACCAUUCAAGGAAGUCCUGCAGCUUCUGAAAAUAAUCAGUUCCUUGGUGUUGUCUCAGGAGCAAUCAAUGAUGUGCUGUUUUUCAUGGGGACACCACCAGCAAAAUGAGCCUGUCUUCCCUUGCUGAAUCCCCUGACCUCUCUGUGAGGAGGAACUCGCAGCUUGGCAUUGCCCCUAAGGCAGGAGUUAGAUCCGAAUGCAUCCUCAGCCUGCUGUCUUAGAGCUGUUCCUGCUUAAGGUCAAUGAGAACAUCUCCUGCUAAUUCAUCAUGACAUAAUAUGUGGUCUCCUGCUCGAACCACGGGAUAAGUUUCUUGCUUCCUCUUGGUCUACACAGAUGUGACUCCAGGUGUUCAGCUGCCUUGUCUGGUACAGCGCCCUGGGAUGCCAUCGGGAGCUCGAAUGCCCCAUCAGGGGGCUCCCAUGGGUCCUCCAGGCCCCCCAUACGUCGGGAGCCCCUCUGUGCGACCUGGGAUGCCCCAGACUGUGAUGGAAACAACAAGAAAACGCACUGCGCCGCAGCAGGUCCAACAGCAGCAGGUGCAGCAGCAGGUGCAGCAGCAGCAGCAGGCCACUCAGAACCGAGCUAGGAGUGCCAAGAGGAGGAAGAUGGCUGACAAAAUUCUCCCUCAGAGGAUCCGGGAGCUGGUUCCUGAGUCCCAGGCCUACAUGGAUCUCUUGGCCUUUGAGCGCAAACUAGACCAGACCAUUAUGCGGAAGCGCGUGGAUAUUCAGGAAGCACUGAAGAGGCCAAUGAAGCAAAAGCGGAAACUGAGACUUUACAUUUCCAACACAUUUAAUCCUGCAAAAUCAGACGCUGAUGACUCAGAUGGCAGCAUUGCUUCGUGGGAGCUGCGCGUGGAGGGGAAGCUCCUGGAUGAUCUCAGCAAACAGAAACGGAAGUUUUCAUCUUUUUUUAAGAGUUUGGUUAUUGAACUGGACAAAGAUCUUUAUGGACCUGACAAUCAUCUUGUGGAGUGGCACAGAACUCCCACGACCCAGGAAACGGACGGCUUCCAGGUGAAGAGACCUGGGGAUGUCAGUGUGCGAUGCACAUUACUCCUCAUGUUGGACUACCAGCCUCCCCAGUUUAAGCUGGACCCACGGUUGGCCCGUCUGCUGGGGAUCCACACACAGACACGCUCAGCCAUCAUCCAGGCUCUCUGGCAGUACAUCAAAACAAACAAGCUGCAAGACUCUCACGAUAAGGAGUACAUUAACUGUGACAAGUACUUCCAGCAGAUCUUUGACUGUCCACGGCUAAAGUUUUCUGAAAUUCCUCAGAGACUCACUAACCUACUGCUGCCACCAGACCCAAUAGUGAUAAACCACAUCAUCAGUGUUGACCCCAACGAUCAGAAGAAGACGGCUUGUUAUGACAUAGAUGUAGAAGUUGAAGACCCAUUAAAGGGCCAGAUGAGUAGUUUUCUUCUCUCAACAGCUAACCAACAGGAAAUAACAGCAUUGGAUAACAAGAUUCAUGAGACAAUUGAGUCCAUAAAUCAGCUAAAAAUACAACGUGAUUUUAUGCUGAGUUUCUCCAAGGAUCCCAAAGGAUACAUCCAAGACCUUCUCCGGUCCCAAAGCAGGGAUCUUAAGGUGAUGACUGAUGUGGUUGGAAACCCAGAGGAAGAACGCAGAGCCGAAUUUUAUCACGAGCCAUGGUCUCAAGAAGCUGUGAGCAGAUAUUUCUACUGCAAGAUCCAGCAGCGCCGACAGGAAUUGGAACAAUCUUUGGGAGUGCGUAACACAUAAGUACUGCUCACAAGAUUCUGUUGGCAUCAUGACCACCAAACCAGUGGACUUCUCAGUGUUACUUAGCUCACUGUUACACGUGGACCUGCUUCCUGACUGGAUGAGAGCGUGCCAUCAACACACCAGUCAGAACACCAGCUUUAGAGUGAUCCUUGAAAAUAUUGCCCAGGACAGGUGUCUCAAACCAUUCCAAGCCAGAGACAGCAUCAUAAAAGUGUCAGUGUGAAAGAAGACUAAAGGUUCACUCAUCAACGCACAUCGUUACGUUUUAGUGCAAAGUUAGACACUACACAGCAAAUCCCAAUGGCUAUGCUUAGAAUCAUGGGUGGCACCGAUGGGGGAGGUUGAGAUGGGUGUUAUAGGAGACUACAGAUUUAGAGAAAUAAAUGCAGUUCUUACCCUGUGGUACACAAGAGUCUCAAACAGUAACUGACCUGGAAUUAGACAAGAUAGUUUUUCUUAUAGCUGUGGAAUGCUUUUUAUUCCUGAAUAGAGUUUUUGUUUCAGCUGGACCAGUGCAAGAAGCUAUCUCACUGUCUGAAAGAACAAACUGGGAGCAUUUGCAUCCUGGAAUGCAGAGCCAGUCUGGAAGAAAAGACAUAUAGUCAGGCCAUCUUUUCUGCAGAUGCUGCAAAUAUUUUCUCUUCCCCUUGCCCCAGCAGUGAAAGGUAAAGUGAAUCACAUAUCACUAGAUGGGUAUGACCCAUACACUCUACUGAGACAAAGAGAAUCAUUCCUGGGAUAAGAGCUUCUUAUGCAUCCUUAAUAUCAGUGGUAUUAGCAACAAAUGAGGCAUUCUGAGAAAGCUAAAAUAAUGUAAUGGUGCUUUGCUGAUGCCUGCCUUUAACACAGGAGAUAUUAACAAUAGGUACAUAUGUAAAAUACCAGAUUAUUUUAAUGUUUCUGUGUGUGACUGUAGGGUUCAUCACUGAAAAGAACUUCCUGAUUCUUGGUGUAGAAUCCAAGAAGCUUGACUUCAUGUCACAUGGUAGAUUUUUCUUUACUUCAGGAGGUUAAUAGAGUCCCUGGAUUGGCCUCACGUUCUGAUCAUCGGUGAACUGCCUCUUACUAUGAAUUAUUUAGCUCUCCCAUACAUGAUACGUGCUGGUUAUUUUGGAUGCUGUUGAGUUAUAAAGCACUAUCAGCCUUAAAUAGCACAGAGAACAUAUCCCUUGGAAAUCAUCUUCUUUGUAAAUGUACAACAAAUUCAGACAAUGGGAAUUUAUGGAACAAUUACUUGGAAGCAGGGACAUCUUCCUCAAAUCCUUCCCCUCCUCAUUUUUUGUAGUGCACAGAUGAGUUGUAAUUAAAGGAUUUCUAGUCCAAAAAACAGCUGCCAAAGUAUAACUGUCCAUUCGAUGUGGCACUCAAAAUCCUCUUCUAAGUUACUCUUUUUCACCUCCUUUCACUUCCUUGGAAAGAGAAUCAAAUUCACAUGUGGUACGGAAAGAAGGCAGCUCUUCUGAAUAAAUGUGUUUUUUUCUCUAGUAUUGCGUUUUCUGCUGUCUUUGCCAAUUUCUCUCUUAGUUUUAACUUAAAAGUUUCUUCUGUUCAGUCACAGAAGAGAUAGUCUUCUCUUUACCCCUGCAUUUAAUAUCUUUGUUUUCACAUUAAUAGUGCCAUAGCUUUUAGUCCAUCAUUUGUGUUCAGAGAUGUCUUGGCAAAUUUACUUUUGAUUGAAUUUAUGUGAUGGCAGUACUCUCACACAAAACCUGUUGGUGUGAGAAAAAGUAUGACAGUCCCUCAUUGUCUGAGGCCUUUUAUUGGGAAUGGCUUGAUUUGGAAUUUUUUCCCUUUUGUGUUAAAACCUCUUUCCACAUUAAAAUGUGAAAUCAUGCAGUCUUAAACUGGUUAUACUUAGGGGUUGUGAGGCUGCCACAGUGAUUGACUAGAAAUGUUACUUCAUUUAGGACUCUGCUAAUUGGGCAACAGGCAAGCAUUAUGAGUAAAAAACAGUGGGGGCCAUCUGCGACUGUGCUUCCGUAUUUGUUAUGCUGCUGUGUCUGUUGUGUGCAUGCUGCUCGGUGUAUAAAACUCUUGUCUGUAUGUGGCAAACAGAGCAGCUACAUUCAGGGGCUAUGCUCAGUCUGCAGGAAUAAGAAAUGCAGAGAAAAAUAGGCAAAGAUAUGAGAAGGACUGAGAUAGAUGCCUGCAGAAUGUCUGCCAGGGAAUUCUGAGUUUUGAGAACCUUCCUGCUGAAGUAGCCAAUAUUUGAGAGUAAUACCAGUCAUUUGCCACAGCUGACAGCAUACUGGAGUCCAGCCUGGUUUUAGAGCCUCUGAAUAAUUAAUUGGAUGGAUCUGGUUCCAAGUCUCUUUCAGAGCAAAUUAACAAAACUAAUGUGGUGUUGGUGCCAGUGUUCACAACUGUGUCACUGAAAGCUGAAACUCUGUCAAGCAGCAGUGUUAUACUGAAAGGGGUGUGUGCAUGAAUCGGCCACUGAAGAUGGCACUGGAGAUAGCAGUCCAGAAUCUAAAUAUUUCACUGGCUAUAAAAAAAGACUGGUCACUACCUGUGAGUCUUGGGAAUAGCUGUCAGGUGUCUUUCCUUUGGUUAAACUGGGGUUUGAGAUCCUGAUGCCUUUUUCCUGUGUUCAGGAACUGUUUGGGUGUUUUACUGAAGACAGACAGAGAAAAAUUUUGUCCUUUGUUCCACAGGUACAGCUAAGAGCUUGUGUGCAAAACAAAAAUUUUAUUUGAAGAGAAAUAAUGGAGCAAUACUGGAAGCAACUACACCAAGUGUUGCUUGAGCAUUGAAAAUGAAAGGUAGCGGCACCGAACAGUCAGGUAAUUAUGGCAGACUGUGAAUGAGGAAUUCAUUUGAAGUUCAGGAUGGUUGUCUUUUUGUGUGUAUAAAAGAUGACAAGAUGUUUUGGGGUCUUCAGUUGCCACAGUACAAUACAGAUCUAUGCAUACUGUAAAAAAACAUUCUGUGCAUAGAAAUAGUUCAUGUAUAGAUGAUAAUAUAGAUUGUUAGAAAAUAGGGCAUCAAACUAGGAAAGGGUUCAACAGAGUUCUGGAGUACCAGUAGUAGGGAAAUGUAUCUUGGAGCAAGAGUGUUGACACGGCAGGUUAGAAACAGUUUUAUUUAGUCUUCUGGGUUGUUGGCCAUGAAGCAGGAAUCCGAUUAAAUGUUUCUUAGAGAUUGAAGGGGAAGCAAAUGUUUGGUUGUGGAAUAAAGAGAAGAAUACAACAGUGGGAAAGAAAAUUAAAAAAUGGAGCAGAGUGCCACUGAAGCGGCAGUAAGACGCAGCACAAGAUAACGUGCAAAGCACUCUUGGAAAUAGCACAGCCCACGUGAGUCUGUGCAUUCUGUGUGCUCGUGUGUGUGCGGACACAGAGAGCUUUUGGGAGAGACAGUCACAGUCGGUGUGUAGCCUGGGAAGUGGGAGGCAAGGACAGAACCAAAAGUUUUGUAAGGAACUUUGAGACGCACUAUCGAAGCAUUUUCACUGUUACCAGCAGGGAUUCAGUUGCUCGACAUAGCAGGGUUGGCAGCUGUAGUGCAGACAUCGUCUCAGCUGGCAGGUUUUUUACACCACAUUGUUUAGAACUUAUCCUGUGGAAGCCAAGUGAAAAUAUUAGUGUAUAAAUCAAUAUUGGUGCAUAUCCUAGGGCUCCUAAUUUUGCCAAAAUGCUAAUCAGGUAUUUGGGGGUUGUUGGUCUGGUUUUGUGUGGAGAACUCUUUCAUGGCAAUAUGAAGAGAUAAGGAGAGAAAGAAGGCUCUUUUUUACUAAAGAAAGCAGUCUCCUUUCUGUAACUGCUCUGUUGUUUAAUAGAAUGUAUCUGUUCUGCCAGAUCCUGUAUUAUAAACAUCUUUUCCAAACUCACUGAAGAGAGGAACUCCAUUUAAAAAAUACAUCAGUGAGUUUGCGAGAGUGAGCAAAUACAUGUAUAAAGAAUAGGGGGAAGAGAGAGAGAGAGACUCUCUCUACUCUGUAGCCACCAUAGCCAUUGUAUGAUGCUGAGUGAUUCCUAGAACAGCUUUUAACAAUAAAUACUUUGUUUCUUUGUA